ACUCCACUGUUCAAAACAAUACUUUAAGUUCCGGCUGUCUGGCGCCGCGUCCUCAUGAAGAUGUCUCAAAAUAAUCCCGACAAAGACGACCAAACGUCCGCUAACAAAAAAACCAUCUCCCUCCCGAUUUCCCGAGUGCGGUUGAUAAUGAAGAGCUCUCCGGAUGUCUCCAGCAUCAACCAGGACGCGCUUUUCCUCACCACCAAGGCGACAGAGCUGUUUGUCCAGCACCUGGCCGUGUCCUCGUUCAACAGCGGCUCCGGGAAAGAGAGCAACAGUCUGUCAUACAGCGACCUGGCUCACACCGCAGAGGAGAUCGAGACUUUCCACUUCCUCACAGAUAUCCUGCCUAAGAAGAUCUUGGCACAAGAUUACCUCAAGUCUUUGGAGCAAAUGCAAGAAGAGGACACUGACUUUUAAAAAAAAAAAAAAAAAAAAGUACACUGGCUGCAUGUCACUUCUGGACAGAUGUUAUCAAUUGUACACGCCUUUCAUUGAGAGCAGAAUGACUGGCAGACGAGACACCCGGAGCUGUCUCAGUGCUUUUAAAUACAUUGACAGAGUUCAGCUGUAGGGCUUACGGAAGAAGUUAGUGGACAAACACGGAGAUGAGAGUAAAACCGCAAAAUCAAAUAACGUCUUAGAUGAACACAGAAGUUGUGACAGAUGUCUAAGAAACCUAAAUUUGUAACAAUGGCCUAAACAAAGCAGCCUUAGAUCAUCAAUCAUAUUGCAAUUGAUCACCUCUACAAAGACAAUAUGUUUGUGUAGGUUAAAGCACUGUUGUAGCUAAUAAAUGAUGUACUUGAAUCGUAGAUUACAGAACGAUGUUGCAUACGGCCCUAUUCCUAGACUAUCUUUAAAGGUCUUCUGGUAGCAGUGUCUUAUAAAUGUCAUGCUUGUUUUGCAUGCACAACAAUCAGGAGGAGUGAAUUGUUUUGUUCUUAACAACUUGCAGGCCUGUAUUAGUUCAUUCCACAUAACAGACCACACGGCUGGAGCACAGAUGUCUCAGCUCCUGAUUUAUUGUUGCCUUUUAAAAUAUGAUUUGGUGAACACUUUAUUUGAGACAUGUUGUAAAACAUUGAUUUCCAGGUGAAAUGUGCUGAUAUUACUGACUCUAAGUUCUACAUAUACACUUAUGUUUGAGUUCUGAGUAGUUUAUCAAAUACUUGAAAGUGGUUUGAACUAAUCAAAAGUUUAAAUACCUCCUUUUUUUCCCAGCUUAACUACAAAGCAACUGAACAUGCUGUGUUUUUUUUCCAAAUGAAAAUUCACUCUCAGCCUAACAGAUGUGACUAUUCAAAGUGUAUAUAACAGCUGGCCAACUUAUAAGGCAUCUUCCUCAUACAUUUACAAGUUAAUUGUUUAGAUUUGAUAUUAAAAUAAAGAUUCAUGCUGUCUGAUA
Messenger RNA from Dicentrarchus labrax (European seabass), 1408 nucleotides. It is a transcript of the gene chrac1, whose product is annotated as chromatin accessibility complex subunit 1. Lineage: Eukaryota; Metazoa; Chordata; Actinopteri; Moronidae. Gene Ontology annotation, cellular component: CHRAC; nucleus. The coding region runs from base 55 to 420 and encodes 121 amino acids. The record is from RefSeq and is a predicted model, not a curated record. The transcript is spliced from 3 exons. Gene Ontology annotation, molecular function: protein heterodimerization activity.